UGUCUCUCUCCCCUCAAGACUGUUUUAAAGUCUCUGUCAGACUUGGGCUUGCACGCUACUUCCUGGACGGACGGAGGAAUGGAAAGCUUCCAGCGCCUCUCCACACACACCAACACCACCACCACCAACACCGACUCUCCCCUCUGUGUGUGCCCGACGAGCGCUGCCUCCGCCGCCGCAGCCGCAGGAGCGACGAGGCGCUGUGUGGACCAUCGCUGCUAGUCUCCCCUAACCCUUCUCCCCUCGCUGCACACACACGCUCCUAAACAACCAUCUCUAUCCGAGUGUUAUGCUCAUAUUCGGGAAUAUCGGGGGGGGGUUUGGACGGAAAGACUCUUUACUGGACCUCUAAAAAUCUAUCCGCCCUCCACCUCCACCGUGCCCGGUCUCCGUCUGCGCUGCGUCCACGGCGCUGCUUUUUACGCAGCGAAGGCGUUGCUGAUUUGCCCGCAAAAGGGAGAAACUCAACAGUUGUUGCUGCUUAUUGUUUGCAUGUCGACGUGCAUAUCACUACCAUGUGGAGGCUACUGCAAUCGUGCUGUCGCUGCUGGUGGAUUUUCUCUCUCGUUUUGCCAGCCUUCGUGCUCCUCUGGGCCGAGUGUCAUCCUGCAUCCAUUGGGACACUGCAGACAGGUUGGCAGUCCAUAACAGAGGGCCCAACAAACACGCUGACAGGAAGCCAAGCCGAGUCCCAAGCCCCUAUCCAAGGCCUUCGUGGAGCCACGGCCGACGGGACACGACACAGGAGAGCAGCCACUGAGGAGACCUACUGGGCCUACUCAGGUAUAUACGGGCCAGACGAGGGCUGGGCUUUAGCCUACCCAGAAUGCAGAGAGAGAAACCAGUCGCCAAUCAACAUUGUGGACCAGGAUACUAAAGUAUCCACAGAGUAUCAGGAACUGACACUGGAGGGCUUUGAUACUGAAUCAUCUAAUAAGACAUCUAUGAAGAACACAGGAAAAACAGUGGCCAUUAUGUUGAAGGAUGAUUACUUUGUUCGGGGAGCAGGGCUACCAGGCAGGUUUAAGGCAGAAAAAGUGGAGUUUCAUUGGGGUCCGAGCAAUGGAUCUGAAGGCUCUGAACAUAGCAUCAACAGCCGGCGAUACCCUGUGGAGAUGCAGAUCUACAUGUACAACUCAGAUGACUUCGACAGCCUUGGUGCAGCGCUCAGGGAGAAGAGGAUCAUCGCAGCCAUGGCUGUGUUUUUUCAGGUGGGAGGGAAGGACAAUCCUGCUGUCGACCCCAUAAUCCAUGGCCUGAAGGGUGUGGUCCAUCAUGAAAAAGAGACUGUCCUGGAGCCAUUUGUACUGAAGGACCUGCUGCCGUCCUCGCUGGGAAGUUACUAUCGCUACACUGGCUCUCUGACCACUCCACCUUGCAGCAAGGUAGUGGAGUGGAUCAUCUUCAACAGACCCAUCUACGUCUCCUACAAACAGUUGGAGGCUUUCUACUCGAUCUUCACCACAGAGCAGCAGGACCAUGUUAAGUCAGUGGAGUAUCUGCGCAGCAACUUCAGGCCCAUCCAGAGCUUGGACAACCGCCAUGUCUACAAGUCAGCAGUGAAAGACGCCUGGCUGCCUGACCUGACUGACAGUGGCAGCGGGCCAUAUGGCACAGAGGCUUCCAAAGUCUGCAGCAGUGCUCCCAUCAACAUGAAGGUGCAGCACGUGAACAGCAGCGCUCUAGUGGUGCGAUGGGCUCGUCCUGAGAUCACCUACCACCCGCCCAUCCUCCACUUCCUGGUGUCCUACAGCUGGACGGCCCACGACGACAGCUACGAGGAGACGCACCUCACCGACUCCAAACACAAACUGGAGGCCGUUAUUUCUCCCGUCUCCCCCGAUGUGCUGUACCUGUUUCGAGUCCAGGCCGUCUGCAUGAAUGACAUGCGCAGUGACUUCAGCCAGAGCAUGCUGUUCAGAGCAAACACCACCAGGAUCUUUGAGGGCACAAGGAUUGUGAAAACUGGAAUGGUAAGGGAAGCAGAGCCUACAGUGUCUCCAGCCUCCUCAGCCGACAUGGCUCCUAUCUCCUCUGGCUCAUCUACCUGGACCUCCUCAGGCAUCCCCUUCUCCUUCGUCUCCAUGGCGACUGGCAUUGGUCCAUCCUCCAGCGGUAGUCAGGCAACAGUGGCGUCUGUGGUGACGAGCACUUUACUGGCCGGCCUGGGCUUCAGCGGUGGUGUCAUCUCCUCCUUCCCCAGCUCUGUUUGGCCAAGCAGAGCACCUACCCAUAAUCCCACCUUCACACGCCAGACCACCGAACCCACCAAGCCUGCCAAAGACGCAACCACCUCCGCCUCUGCUGUUGUGACGGCCACAGCCAAAGACAAUGGUAAAUCUGGGGGUGAGGACAGAGAGAACAGCAAGGGUCAAGGAGAGGACGCAGAGAGAGAAGGAGAGGAUAAGGAUGAAGAGGAAGAAGAAGAAGAGAAAGAGGAGAAGAAGGAGAAGAAGGGUUCAGGAGGUGUCGUAGGGGCAAGGAGGAAGGACAGCAGCACAGUGAUGAAUGAGCAACCUCGCGAGACACCGGAUGCCACUGCAAAGGAGAAAAAACAGACUGAACCAGAUCCGACUAACUUGCCGUCUGGUGUAGAAGACCAACUGUAUACCCAUAAUCCACUUGACUCCAACCCAACUACCACCACAGAGACAACCAAUGAAACGGCAGUAUUUCCUUUUCCCAAGGACCCAACAGCAACACACAGACCUAGAACAGAGGGGCACAAGAAGAAUUGGCCCUUCUCCGUUCAUACUGAUCGCCCCAGUGCCGUGACCAACCUGACCCACCAGAUGAGGCCUGGGUCGGGAGCGGGGCUGGGCCGCGUAGAGUGGCUGGUACCUCUGGUGGUGGUUUCAGCUCUUACUUUCCUCUGCCUCGUUGUCCUGCUGGCUGUGCUCGUCUACUGGAGGCGCUGUUUCCAGACAGCCCAUUUCUACGUGGAAGACAGCAAUUCACCCAGAGUGGUAACCAAUGAGACAAUCCCUGUCAUCACUAUUCCAGAUGACAUGGAAGCCAUAUCAGUCAAGCAGUUCAUCAAACACAUCUCUGAACUCUACUCAAAUAACCAACAUGGAUUCUCUGAAGAUUUUGAGGAGGUGCAACGGUGCACUGUUGAUAUGAAGAUCACGUCAGAGCACUCCAACCACCCUGACAACAAGCACAAGAACAGAUACAUCAACAUAGUGGCCUAUGACCACAGCAGGGUGAAGCUGAGGCCACUGGCUGGGAAGGACUCCAAACACACUGACUACAUCAAUGCCAACUAUGUGGAUGGUUAUAAUAAGCCUAAAGCCUACAUCGCAGCCCAGGGACCUCUCAAGUCCACUUUUGAAGACUUUUGGCGGAUGGUGUGGGAGCAAAAUGUUGGCAUCAUUGUCAUGAUCACCAACUUAGUGGAGAAAGGCCGGAGAAAAUGUGACCAGUACUGGCCAACAGAGAACAGUGAGGAGUACGGCAACAUGAUGGUCACGUUGAAAAGCACUAAAGUUCAUGCCUGCUACACUGUUCGCCACUUUACACUGCGCAACACGCAAGUCAAAAAGGGUGGGAAGGGGAACCCUAAGGCACGGGCCCAGAGUGAACGGAUGGUGCUCCAAUAUCAUUACACCCAGUGGCCUGACAUGGGUGUCCCCGAGUACACCCUGCCUGUCCUCACCUUCGUCCGAAGGUCCUCAGCCGCCCAGAUGCCUGACAUGGGACCCAUGCUCGUCCAUUGCAGUGCUGGAGUGGGUCGGACAGGGACGUACAUCGUCAUAGACAGCAUGCUGCAGCAGAUCAGAGACAAGAGCACAGUUAAUGUACUUGGCUUCCUCAAACACAUACGCACCCAGCGCAACUACCUAGUCCAGACUGAGGAGCAGUACAUCUUCAUCCACGAUGCCUUGAUGGAAGCCAUUUUGGGGAAGGAGACGGAAGUAGCGGCAAGCCAACUUCACAGCUACUUUAACAGCAUCGUGACACCAGGACACGGCGGCCGGACACGUCUGGAGAAACAGUUCAAGUUGGUAACACAGUGUAACAGCAGAUUCAUGGAAUGCUUCAACGCUCAGAAGGAGUGCAACAAAGAGAAAAAUCGAAAUUCCUCCGUGGUGCCAUCGGAGCGAGCGAGGGUCGGCCUAGCACCUUUGCCUGGCAUCAAAGGCACCGACUACAUAAACGCCUCUUACAUCAUGGGUUACUACCGGAGUAAUGAGUUCAUCAUUACCCAGCAUCCUUUGCCCCACACCACAAAAGACUUCUGGAGAAUGAUCUGGGACCACAACGCACAAAUUAUUGUUAUGCUGCCUGCCAAUCAUGGACUGGCGGAGGAUGAGUUUGCGUACUGGCCCAGUCGGGAGGAGGCCAUGAACUGCGAGGCGUUCACUGUCACCCUCAUCAAUAAAGACCAACUCUGUCUGUCUAACGAGGAGCAGAUCAGCAUCCAUGACUUCAUCCUGGAAGCUACACAGGAUGACUACGUAUUAGAAGUUCGUCACUUUCAGUGCCCCAAGUGGCCGAAUGCCGACGCGCCCAUCAGCAGCACCUUCGAGCUCAUCCAUGUCAUUAAAGAGGAGGCGGCCUCCCGUGAUGGACCUACAAUCGUCCAUGAUGAGUUGGGAGCAGUGUCAGCCGGCAUGCUGUGUGCCCUCACCACCCUGUCUCAGCAGUUGGAGAGCGAGGGCGCCGUCGAUGUCUAUCAAGUGGCCAAGAUGAUCAACCUCAUGAGGCCAGGGGUCUUCACAGACAUUGACCAGUACCAAUACCUAUACAAAGCUCUGCUCAGCCUCGUCAGCACCAAGGGCAGCGGCUCCCGUCUUCUGGCCAGGGACAUUAACGGGACCACGGCGUCCAUGUCCGACCAGUCUGACCAGGCAGAGAGCAUGGAGUCGCUGGUUUGAGAGAGGCCCUGUGGGGGGCCUGGGGCUGAGCUGAGGGCAUCCUAUGGGUCCAAGCACCCUGCGAGGUCCCUGAGCCCACAAAGGAGGCACUUAACUUUGUAAAACGUCAAGGAACUAUGUGGACAAGACUUUUUGAGGCCUUUUUUGCCAGACUCUUGGUUAAAAUGAAUAACCUGAUUACUUUUUUACACUGAUAAAAAGUUUUUGAUAUUUAUUUUUUUCGCCAUUUUAUGUCUUAAUGUUCUCCUACUGAAGGGUUUGCACCUGCAUUUUUAAGUUUCACGACGGCGUCGGUAGGCAACGAGAAACACUUUUCUGUCUUUUCUUGUUUGCACUAUAUAAUGUCAGUGUUACUGCCUAUACUAAAGCUGACCCACUUGGCUUUUCUCUACUCGAGCUCAGAUUUUUUUGACAUUCCACGGCUUUGGCCCUUAUUAAACCCACUGCUUCUGUGAAGGAUAUUGUUCUGCCCGCCACUUACCAGUUGAUUUAGGACAGUGGACGGAGGAAGGCACGGACUCUCCGCCUCAGUAACAAAAAGCUGUUUGACUUCAGCUCAGCGUGACCUCCUCCGCCCCACUCAUCUAUAGUACUCAUAUUACCACUCAUUUAUCACAACAACCGAGAUCUUGGAGCAUAUUGCCACUGAAAAGUAGCGCUUGUUUUCUAAAAUGAAUUUCCUCUUCACUUUUUUCUUUUGUUGCCUUGUUUUUUGUCACUCUCCCUCUUAUUAGCGAGUCACACCCAUGUUAGAAUACCUAAGGUGGUGUAACAACUGCUACUGUGAAAUUUUAUUAUUGUUUCUUUGUAUAAUUCAUAUUAUGCUUUUUAAUAUAUGGAAAUACUGUAUGUAUACAUAUAUAAAUAUAUCCUUAUCAUAAUAACUUUGUGAUUUUUGUACAUGUCCUUUGUGGCCUCCCGCCUCUGGCUGGUCGAUUUCCACUGCGUCCUAUAGUUUACCACUCCAGUACUCUCAGCUGAUUCCCAGCCAUCUGGAAGCGGACUCCCUCAGUCCUCUACGUUCUUGUAUGCUGCUAUGUCAUCUGAACUCACACACAAAUACACACAUACAGAGGCCACCAGUAGGGGGUGAUUUUACAUUUGCAACAUAUGACGAACUACAACAGAUGAUGCAACAACAUGACAUUCCCCAUCUGUCUGAAAUAAAGGGGUUUUUUCUGUCAUAAAUUCAUCCUGACAGACAAGCACGGAUUGAGAACACAGAGGCCAAUGCGUCAGGCCCUCAUUUACUCACAUGCACCUGUGUGUGUUAUUACAGGGUUGAAUCAGUGUGAUCUGCCGGGGAACAGCAGACUCAAAAAUAAGCUCUAUGCAACAGGUUGGUUAGGUUCUGGAAAUCUGAAACAGGGUUUGAAACAGUCUUUGGGUUCUUAGUGUUAGUCUAGUUGAGAUUUGACUGGUGACAGUGGGUUUAGAUUUGUUUCAUGUUUUAAUCUAGUCAUUUUAUUUUAUUUGAGUAAAAACUGCUAAAAAAAAACCUUUGUCUACUUUAGAGUUAGGUGCUUUACAUGAUACACAGUAAAUUUUUGAUGGUGAUGUAAGAAUGGAGAAUCAAACAUGAAAUAUUUUUUGUUAUGAUAUCUCUCUGAAAUCUGUGUUAUUUGAUCAUGAUCUUGUUUCACCCAAGAUCAUGUGUGAAACACAAUCUACACACAGUCCACACACUACAUACAACUCAACCCAUCUGUCACCACAACCUGAUUCAAGUGAGGCAGAGGUGCCAGCUAAGGUUCUGUUAAAAUUGUUAAAAAAUCGAACUACACUAAAUACACAAGCAGUUUUCUGCUUAAAUUUCCUAUCUGCUAGAUUGGCAAUAUGGCCCCGUUAGAGAGCCAAUGUCAAAGUUGGAAGAUCAUUAUUAUUAUAGUAUUUGUCUUAUUGUCGACAAAUUUGAUGAAAUGACCAAAACAAAGAAGGUGUUAGUAUGUCUCUUAAGUCAGAUUUCUCUACCAUGUUACCACUCAGCCUCAUACUCAAGAAAUGAACCUUUAAAUUUUGUUUUAUUUGAAGAAAGCACACAAUAAUUUCCAAAAACAAAGCAAAUGUUACUCAAAUGUGAGUAAAAAAAUGUUGGGGACUUUUAAGCUGCGGAUAAAUACACAUUGAGACAUAUCAGGGUUUGGCUACACAUCAGUCAUCAAGCAUCAAUUCAUUGUUGGGUUUGAUCUUUUCUUUGGAUUUGUUGACAACAAUGGCAAAACUUUUGCACACCUGUGAAUCAGCAGGUGUGUAGGAGAAGACCAAAAGUCGACAAUAGGAAACAAAAAACUGUCCUCUUCAUCAUAACAGCAUUUCAUUGCACAGACUUUCAUCAAGCUGUGUUUUUCCUGAUCUGCAACAAUAAAAGAUUUAUAGAAUAUUGUCAGCUUUAUCCUUUUAAUUAUAACUAAUUGGCAGUUGUCGCCAAAUUACACACCACUAAUUGACCACAUGGCCUGACAAUCUGUUGCUCUUCUCAUUAAACCAGGCAUAAACACACAGAAACAUUCAUUUAAGCUGGUAGGUGGUUUUAUCUCCAGUUUCUAGACAAAAGCAUUCACCAUGUCAAUAAAAUCCUUGGCUUUGACCAGACAUUUUACAGACCUAAGGGGCUCAUUUCAGUAUGUCACAAACUGGGAAGCUAGUACUCUCAUUAACAAUUUUUGUCCACUUUGUAUUAACGUGAUUGAUUAGCAAGACAAACCAGAGAGGUGGAGGCCUGUUCAAGAUCCGUGCUCGUUGACAGAGGUGUGAUCACCCUUUCCAACCUUCCAAGGCCUUGUGUACAUAGUUUACAUUCUUCACUCCCUUUUCUCCAGAAAUUUAUUUUUUUGUGGUUUUGUGGCCUACAAGCAAAGAGCUGUCUGAAAUGUUUCCUGUUUUAGCUGCAGUGACCCCCCCACCCACCACACACACACACACACACACACACACACACACACACACACACUUCUAUACCUAGAUAUCUGUUUGACAUAAGGAUGUUCUAAUUUAGCCGCUGACUUUGAUGAUAUUCUGUACCUCUGUGAUCAAUGGUGUGAAAUGAACACUUGUAGUUUUGCAUUUUGAAUGAUAAUGUGAAAGCAUUCUUUUUUUCACACAGCACAAAACAGAUAAUGUGUUCGAAUGCGAGGGGGACAAAUGUAUUUUGAUUUUUAAAAAACUUUUACCAAAGACUUGAAUCUUUCCCAUGCAGAAAAUAUAUUGAGCAAGCUUUUCUCUCCCUCUUUUGAUGAUUUAAUCAUCAACCCCCCCCUACAAUAUAUCUGUAUUUCUAUCAGUGUCCUUACAAAAGUCUCACCUCAGUAUCUGGUAUCUGUUUGUUUUAAAUUCAGCCAGGUCCUUACUUGCAGUCAUUGUUAUACACCGUCAUUUGGUAGACUGAGCAGACAGAACGGCAUUAAAGAUUCAAAUCAUUUCUGUUUCUGUUUCUCUGGCAGUGUUAUCUCCACCUUUUCCACCUUGCAGGGAGAAAUCCACCAUUUCUUUUCUGUUUUUGGGGCAUUUAUUUUUUUUUGUUGAAGACACACUUUGUCUAAGUGCCAGGUCACACCAGAAAGUGGAAUCUUUGAAAAACUGAUGAGCUACUACUACUGUAACUUCUAACAUGCUAGCUACCUGACAACGUGCUAGUGCUAGUCAGUCAAAGGAGCUUGCCAUACUCGUUGGCUUCCUACAUCACUAACAGGACAAUUCAGUUCAUUUAGUUAACAAGCUAAAUCAAGGAAAUACUAUACUACCAAUAUCCACAUAUAUUAUGACUGAAUGCAGACCAUCAUGCAUCUCUUUUGUGGAACAGGAUGAUAUCAAAUGGAAUUGUGUUAAUAUGAUAGCUGCCUCCAUUUUGGACUUGGGAUCUCCAAUCCCUCAAAGUUUUGCACUAUCAAGACUUAACAGCAUGAAUUUGCAUGUACUGCGAAAUGUACUGGUUUCUGAAAUGCUGCUGUUAUAUAUGCUGGUGUGACCCGGUCCUUACAAUGGUCACUCUACCAUUUUCCCCAUUUUCAGGUGAUUCUGAUCUUUGCGAUCAUCCAGAAUGAAAAGUGUUUUGUGUUGCCUUUGAAGCGCACACACAGCUGUACUGUCAAUAAGAAAUGUACAUAUAUUUUGUUGCCUCUGUAACCCAGCCCUUCUCUGGAAACUGUGUAUGUAUUGAUCGUGUCAGAGGAAAUAUUUCAUGAGAUUUUGAAAUUCUAUAAUUCAAAUUUUCAGUAUUUCUCGAUGAUUUUGUAAAUCAAGCUUAAUUUUUUUACCAUUUCUUGACCUUGCAUAUACCACAAAUCUCUUACAAGGUUUCCAGUCUGACACACGUGUCUGGUCUAUAAUCACAAGUACUUUCAGUCAGUUUUCUCUCAAUUUCAACUCACUCACGGCAUCGCUAUUUGUGGUAGAUUUUGUGGAAGCCAGGUGCCUGUGCGUCCAGGUUGUAGUCACUAUUGCAUUCCAGUUUCCAGCCUCACACCCUCCAUUAUUGUUCAGGCAGUGAUUGUGAUAUUACAAUGUAAACCCUCUUCUUUUGAUUAAUUUGGCUUUUGGUAUUCAUCCUCUGGAGACUAUGAUUCUGUUGUCAGACGUGAACAAUAGAAUAGCUCUCCUGUAAGUCACUUAAUAAGUAUCUCUCCAUUGACCCGUUUUGGAAAGGUGGCUGCUCGCUCCUCUUUUGUAACAUGAAUUAAGAUGGAUUUCUUUUUUUUCUUUUUGUUAAAAGCUAUAUCAAAGCAUUAUAUUAUAGUGUUAUUUAAUAUGUAAAUGGUAUUGCUAUACAUAAAAUAAAAUAUGGGUUUUGAUGUAA
Messenger RNA from Dicentrarchus labrax (European seabass), 9672 nucleotides. Its product is annotated as receptor-type tyrosine-protein phosphatase gamma-like. Gene Ontology annotation, molecular function: protein tyrosine phosphatase activity; protein binding. The record is from RefSeq and is a predicted model, not a curated record. The transcript is spliced from 30 exons. Gene Ontology annotation, biological process: protein dephosphorylation. Lineage: Eukaryota; Metazoa; Chordata; Actinopteri; Moronidae. Bases 516 to 4880 code for a protein of 1454 amino acids.